Messenger RNA from Belonocnema kinseyi, 805 nucleotides. RefSeq lists its product as uncharacterized. The transcript is spliced from 3 exons. The record is from RefSeq and is a predicted model, not a curated record. Bases 57 to 443 code for a protein of 128 amino acids. Lineage: Eukaryota; Metazoa; Arthropoda; Insecta; Hymenoptera; Cynipidae.
GAAAGACAUUUUCCAACCUCAAAACAAAUUUUGUACAGUUAUUUUGAAUUUAAAAAAUGGAUUUUCGAAGUAAGAAAGUCUUCGAUUUCGUGGCUGUGGAGAAAAACAUGAAAGAGGCUGCAAGAAAAAAUGAAAUUGUAAGAUUGCAAUGGUUCCAAAGAUUCGAGUGGAUGUUGGACGAUUACAAGACUAUGCAACGGGAAUUGUUAAAUUUAUGUGAUGAGAAAAAAGUAAUAUCAGAAACUCAAAUUUCAGAAGAUAAAAGAUCAUGUUUACCAUUUCCGGAAACAACCAGUGGCAUGUAUGGUUGGCUCGCAUCAAAACCAGAAUUUCGAUUGGAAAAUCCUAAAAACUACAUUGUAAAAUACCCUAACCCUAUGGACGAAAUAACUUUAUUAAAAGGCGAUAUUCCAAGAAUUGCUCCUGGAAUGGCUUUCCUUUAGUGAUUUUUGUUUAAAGAUUAAAUUCGCUGGUAUUUGAAGAAAUUUAUAAUCAAAUUUGACAUAAAAGGACUCGGAACUUAUAAGAAAAAAUUUUUACCAUUAGAAAAAAGCUGACUCCUUAGCAGCUGUGUGGUCAGAGCGCCCUGUUCCCUCGGAGGUCACGAUUUUUAUAAUUAGUAAUAUUGAUGUUUUGAAUAAAUUAAAUAAAUACCUUCACAUUUGUUUCCAUCACCUACAAAUCCUGAUGUACAAACGCACUCUGUGAUAUCAGUCGCCGGAAUCUUAAUUGUUAUGUGAUUAAUAUCAGGACAGACAUUGCAAGCCGAAGUUGAAUCUCCCGGAAUAUUUUCAAAUCCAUAAGU